CCGCUGCUCUCCCACGCCGAAGGAAAACAAUCGGCGAUGCCGGUGACUUACUCGCGCGCCUCGGAUGCGUCGCACCAGCGGCGCCACCUGCAUCCGCAUCAGAAGUCGCGCAAGUAUUCACUGCAAGAGGGCGGAUCGGGAGGUGGAGGAGGUGGGGGUGAAAGACGGGUGUCCAUACCACCCGCGGAGGAGCCGCUGGCCGAAACAGACCGCGAAGAGUUAAACGCGCACCGUAGCGAUGAUCCGCGCGCCCUACGCCGGCACCUCAUACACCCGAGGGGCUCAAUUGUACACGUUGGUCGGAGCGACGGCGGCGACAAGGCCCACGAGUUUCUGCCCGACGCCACCUAUAAGAAGAUGUACGAUCACAGCCCACACUCGGUGUUCGUCCAGCUAGACGAGCUCCAAGCGGGCGAUGACGGGGAGGUUGAGUGGCGUGAAACGGCGCGCUGGAUCAAGUACGAGGAAGCGGUGGAGGAAGGCUCAGCGCGUUUUGGGCCACCCCACGUGGCCAGUCUGUCUUUCCACUCGUUGCUUAACCUGCGCCGCUGCCUCGAAACUGGCGUGGUGCUCAUGGACCUCGACGAACGCGACCUGCCGGGCGUCGCCUACAGGGUGGCGGAGAGCAUGGUGGCGGAAGGCCUUAUCGGAGCUGAUGACGAGCCGGCGGUGAUGCGCUCGCUGCUAUUGCGGCACCGGCACGUGCACGACGGUCGUCCGCGCUUCUCUAUCAGUGGCGCAAUCCGAAAGCAUUCCUCGUACACCAGUUUGCAGUCGCUGUGGAUGGAAGAAAACAAUGCAACCCGUGCGCGAUGCUCGCUGUGCUCGGCGGGCACAGGCACAGGCGUCGCCGCUACGCGGCGACACAGCUCCCAUCUGGUCGCGCACAGAACGCCCAGUCUGGUUGAUGCGAGGCGGCGACGCAGUUCACACGCAAUGCCUGCAGGCGGUGCCGGGAGCGGCGCGGGCGCAGUUGGAAGGGAUCGCAAAAAGUCGUCUGUGGCACUGGACAUGCGCGAGGUGGAACAGCUGACAGCGUCGGUGACGCCCGGCUCACAGGAAGAGCUGCGCCGGCCACAUCACGACUCUAUUAUGAAACGCAUUCCUAGUGGCGCGGAGGCCACAACUGUGCUGGUAGGCGCUGUAAGCUUCCUAGAGCAACCCACCAUCGCGUUCGUGCGGCUUGCACAUGGUAUUCUUAUGCCCUCCAUCACAGAGGUGCCAGUGCCCGUGCGGUUCAUGUUCGUGCUUCUCGGCCCUCCCGGUGCAGACCUCGAUUACCACGAAGUGGGCCGCUCCAUCUCGACCCUCAUGGCCAAUCCCUCAUUUCACGACCUCGCGUACAAGGCGGAUGAUCGCAGAGAAUUGUUGUCGGGUAUCAAUGAGUUCUUGGAUGACUCAAUAGUGUUGCCGCCGGGUGAUUGGGAGCGGCAAACGCUCCUUCCGUUCGAGGAACUGCGAGCCAAGAGCGAAAUGAUCCGUCGGCGUAAACGCGAUGCGCUAGAGCGUAGACGCGCGUCCGCCGCGGGCGUGCCCGAUGAGAAACAGGCGCUGCUAGCAGCAGAGAAAGCUGCGCUGCCAUCAAAGGAGGUCGACGAUCCCCUCUCCAGAACGGGUCGUCUAUUUGGAGGUGUAAUCCGCGAUAUGCGUCGACGCUACCCUCACUACGUGUCGGAUUUUCGCGAUGCGCUUAAUGGACAAUGCGCUGCCGCUGCGAUAUUCAUGUACUUCGCGGCGCUCUCCUCCGCCAUCACCUUUGGCGGCCUGCUCGCCGAAAAGACCUACGGACAGAUCGGCAUCUCUGAAACACUAUUAUUCACGUGUCUGGGCGGCGUGGUGUUCGCACUUGGUGCCGGGCAGCCAAUGAUGAUAACGGGUGCGACGGGGCCGUUGCUGCUGCUUGACCAAUCGCUUGUAGAAUUCUGCCGCGCCUACGGCUUCGACUUCCUCGCUGCGCGCAUGUAUUGUGGCCUCUGGAUGGUGGUCAUCGCACUUUGCGUCGCCUCCGUCGAGGGUAGCGUCGCUGUUAAAAAGAUUACCAGGUUCACCGAAGACGUAUUCGCGUUCCUUAUCUCGCUGAUCUUCAUAUCGGAGCCGAUCACGAACAUGAUCGGAGUGUAUCGCGCGCACCCACUAGGCGUAGACUACUGUGCGUUUAAUAACAGCACCGGCAAUGCCACGGCCGCGAGCAACCUGACGGCAGCGUCGGCGCCAGGUGUCGCCAAUGCGUCGCUGCCAACAGGCCUGCCACCGGUGCCGUUUGCACCGAAGCCUAACACUGCGCUCUUCUGCACCAUGCUUACGCUCUCCACCUUCGCCAUAGCCUAUUAUCUACGCAUCUUUCGCAACGGGAAAUUCCUGGGCCGCAGUGCUCGGCGAGCUUUGGGUGACUUCGGUGUGCCUAUUGCGAUUGCGCUGAUGGUGGGCAUAUCGUGCGCGGUGCCCGUGUGGACGGAGACGCUGCGGGUGCCCGCCGGUCUCAACCCUACGGCGGCCCGCUCCUGGCUCGUCCCGCUCAAUCCCGGGCUUGAGACCAUCCCAAUGUGGGCCGCCCUCGUAAUGGUGCUACCCGCGUUUAUGGUCUACAUUAUCGUCUUUAUGGAGACGCAUAUUGCCGAGCUAAUCGUGGACAAGCCGGAGCGACACCUACAAAAGGGAAGCGGGUUUCACAUGGACAUCGUGAUUAUGUCGUGCGUAAACGCUAUGUGUGGCGUGUUUGGUGCGCCAUGGCAGUGCGUCGCUACCGUACGCUCCGUCAGCCAUGUGUCCGCGCUUACCGUCAUGUCCACCACACACGCGCCUGGUGACAAGCCCUACAUCAUCGAGGUUAAAGAACAGCGUCUGACCGGUCUAUUGGUCUCGGUGUUGGUGGGCAUCUCGGUGCUAGCGUCGGGUUGGCUGCGACUAGUGCCCAUGGCCGUACUCUUUGGCGUGUUUCUCUACAUGGGCAUUUCUGCGCUGGGCGGCAUCCAGUUCUGGGACCGCUGCAUCCUGCUCUUUAAGCCUGUUAAGCAUCAUCCACAGGUGCCAUACGUGCGCCGGGUGCCGACGUUGCGUAUGCACCUGUAUACUGUGAUCCAGCUGGCAGGCAUCUGCGUACUGUACGCCGUCAAGUCAUCCAGAUUCUCACUUGCGCUUCCCUUCUUCCUGGUGUUGAUGGUGCCGCUGCGUAUGUCACUCGCGUACAUCUUCACUCCGAUGCAGUUACGAGCGCUGGAUGGGGCUCAGAAAGACAUCGACAAAGACGACGAGCCAGACUUCUACGAAGAAGCACCACUGCCGGGAUAAGCUAACAUUGCUUGUAGUAUCUAUAAAAACCGUUAAGAAUUUAGAUUAAGAAAAUGAUGUAGAUAAAUAGAUAAAAUAGAUAGGUGUAAAUAGUAUUAAGUAUUGAAAGACAUGCAUACUCUAAAUAAAACGUAACCAUUUCAAACACACAUGCAAUGAAUAAGAGGCGAAUUCUGACUGGCAGGCUACUUAAAGACUCCAUGCGUCCAGAAAAUUUGCCGGCGUGUGCGCAAUGAAAUGUGCAAAUUACUUUCUGUUCGUCGUAGUAAAAUUUGAGGCGGGGCCAUAAAUAUACGAACUAACGCACUUUUGUAUAAUGCAUUCAGUUUCGUGUACGGCCGCUUGUACAUUUUUUGGCCAAAUUUGACAUUUAGUGAUGUUAGUAUACGUUAGGCAACACUGUUCUCGAUUCUGAUCGAUUUUG
Molecule: messenger RNA, 3712 nt
Organism: Hyposmocoma kahamanoa
Lineage: Eukaryota; Metazoa; Arthropoda; Insecta; Lepidoptera; Cosmopterigidae
Gene: Ae2
Product: anion exchange protein 2
Exons: 17
Coding region: 37-3288 (1083 amino acids)
Biological process (GO): transmembrane transport; monoatomic anion transport; bicarbonate transport
Cellular component (GO): plasma membrane
Molecular function (GO): monoatomic anion transmembrane transporter activity; solute:inorganic anion antiporter activity
Source: RefSeq, a predicted model, not a curated record